Molecule: messenger RNA, 1736 nt
Organism: Nilaparvata lugens (brown planthopper)
Lineage: Eukaryota; Metazoa; Arthropoda; Insecta; Hemiptera; Delphacidae
Product: protein HGH1 homolog
Exons: 3
Coding region: 302-1597 (431 amino acids)
Source: RefSeq, a predicted model, not a curated record
UUGAAUUUACAAAGAUUCAAAGAGGUUAUGUUCUUAUGCCAAAAAAUCCUGAAAAGGAGGCAUGAUAAAAAGUAAGACAUGACAUGAUUUAGAAAAACUUGUACGGUUUCUAUUACAUUAAUUUAUAAACAAUCUGGAUUCCCUAAAUUGGUGCUACACUUCAAAUCUACUGUCAUCUUUUCCAACUUUCAUAUCAUGAAUUUGUUAACUCCAACGGAAAAAGGAACUGCAUUUGUCUUAUCAGUAAUUUGUGGACAGGAAAAUAUCUCUUGACGUUUCCCGGUAGCUAAAUCAAGUAACCAUGGAGAAGAAAACGCCCAUAGAAGAGCUAGCUCUCCUGUUUUCCAAAGGAAACGAUGAACUGAAGUUGGAAGCCUGUAACGAGAUUCUGUCCUUGUCUGGUACUGAGGCAAUGAUUGACGAAUUUUUGAAAGUGUAUCAUAUUAUCAAUCCAGAGCUGGUCAGAUUGAUGAGAUUGAAAAACGAUCUCUCAUUGAAAGCUGGCUCGGUAUUGGUCAAUCUUUCAUCACAUACUGUGGGGUCUAGGUCGCUUGUUGGGGUGGAAUGUGCUUCACAUUAUCAAUGUGUCAGUGACUCCAUGAGAUCAUCAGUGGUGAACCCUUCGUCACACUCUCGGUCGAUUGUUGGGGUGGAAUGUGAUUCACAACAUCAAUGUCCCAAUGACUCCAUGUCUCAUGUGAGAUCAUCACACUCUGUGGGUUCUCGGUCGCUGGUCGAGUGUGCUUCACAUCAUCCAUGUCUCAGAGACUCAGUAAGAUCAUCACUGGUUCAAUGCUGUGUUGAAAACAUAUGUGACUGCAACUCUAAACUGGCGGAUGUUUGCUGUAUGAUCUUGUCCAAUAUUUCAAGAGAUCCUUCCUGUCUUGAAGUUCUGAAAGGAGAAUUUAACGGGGAAAUUUUAGAGAAAUUCAUGAAAGUGUUAUUCGAAGAAAAUUUCAAUAAAUCCGGGUGUAAUUUAGAUUAUUUAGCGCAUUUUCUUGCCAACUUCGCACAGGAUACAGUGCUCAGGUCGUAUAUUAUUGGACAAGGGAAAAAGUUUAAGAAGUAUUUCUUGGAGACCCUGCACUCAGUGGAACUUCUAGGCUUGGAAAAUAAAUGUAGGAAACAAGGGUUGUUAGCGUUGUAUAGGAAUCUAUCUCUUAGCAAAGACAGUCACGGUUUGUUUCUAGAUGGACCUGUAGUACAGCUUUUCACAUCAGCGCUUUUCGCUCUAGUCAACUCAAUCAAAUACGACAACGCAAAUCAUAUAGAAGAAUGUAAGAAAUCAAUGGACCCCGAGUUGUGUAUCCUGGUGCUUGAUACGUUGCUUAUUUUCUGUGCAACAAAACGCGGGCGUAUCAUCUUGAGAGAGUCUGACGUUUAUAUUGCUCUGAAGGAAGUGCAUAGUACUUCGUCUGACAAAGCCAUUGAAAUCGCCACUGAGAAAAUUGUUGAUAUCCUGAUAAGAACCGAGGACGAAAUUGGAGUGAACGAUUAUUUGGAUCUGGAAAUUCCUGAGCAUCUGGUGCAGAAGUUUAGGAAGUAUGAUUUGGAAGAUGCUGAGGAAAUUGAAGGGAGUAAAAUCAAAUUGAAGUAAAACUGAAAUUUAUUUGAAGUAAUAAACAAUAAACACUGUACAAUGUAAAUGUAAAUCUGAUGCAAUAUUAUCAAUCCACGUUUUGAUUUUGUUUUUCAUUUUUGUGUAAAUUUGAUAAAUAUAUUACGUUUUCAUAAAC